Molecule: messenger RNA, 733 nt
Organism: Dermatophagoides pteronyssinus (European house dust mite)
Lineage: Eukaryota; Metazoa; Arthropoda; Arachnida; Sarcoptiformes; Pyroglyphidae
Product: FGFR1 oncogene partner 2 homolog
Source: RefSeq, a predicted model, not a curated record
AAAUUGAUCUAUUUAUUAUUAUAAUCAAGACAGUAUCAUCAUAUCAUAAUAAGCACCAUGUCGAUGAUGCCAUUAAUCUAUAAACUUAAAUCCAUGACAAAAUCAUUGGAUAAAAGUAAAACGGAUUCAGACAGUUUAUUUCAAGAGAUAAUUGAUAUACGUAAAGAAAUUGAAGCAUCAAUACAUUGGUUAGCUAUAUCACCUCAACAACAACAACAGCUACAACAACGACAAAAUAUUUUUAUUGAUGAUCAUCAAUUAAUUGAUCAAUCAUCACUAGUCAUUCAAGCAAUUCAACGUGAAAGUCCUCAAGUAUCAAAAUUACGACAACGAAAUUAUAUACUUAAACAACAGCUACAAGAGUAUGAAUUUGCAUUGGAGCUUAUCAUGAGUAAAUAUCGUCAAUUAAUAUUAAUGUUAUUACAAACAUCGAAUCGUUGUCAACAAAAUAUUUUGAAAACACAUCAAAAUCAACAACGAGAUAGAACAAAAACGAAUAUAAUAACAAGUACAACUCGAAUUCAACAAUUAAUCGAAACAUUUAAUGAGAAAAUUUCACCUUAUAACGAAGAAAUAUUGUUAAAACAAACUGAAAAAUUACAACAACUUCAAGUAGAAUAUAAAGGUCUACUUGAAUUAUACAGAAUUUCUAAAGAAUUUGGUUCUUUAAAAUCAAAUAAACAAUGACAACAAGAUGCUACAUAAUUCACUUAUUUUUGAUUAUUUAUGAAUG